GGUUUGUGGAAAAAUGACGGGGAGGCUGGAGUGAUGAUACGAAGAUGGCGAGCGGGGUUGGAAAACACAAGUUGCUUGCUGUUGGACCAACUGAGCCAUGGUCAGUGAGGGAGAAGUUGUGCCUGGCCACGUCUGUCAUGAAAAGUGGAGACCAGAAUUGGGUGUCUGUGAGUCGUGCCAUCAAACCCUUUGCAGAACCUGGGCGGCCGCCAGACUGGUUCUCUCAAAAGCACUGUGCCUCCCAGUACUCGGAGCUCCUGGAAACAACCGAAGCUCCCAAACGGAAGCGUGGCGAGAAAGGUGAAGUGGUGGAGACGGUGGAGGAUGUAAUAGUGCGCAGGCUGACAGCCGAAAGGAUUGACGAACUGAAGAAACUCAUCAAAGAGACACAGGAGAAGCACAGGCAGCUGAAAAAAGAGGCGGAACUGAUCCAAGUGGGCCAUUUAGAUUCCAAACUAGAGCAGUUAUGGGAAGAAAUUGUAAGGAAGAAGAAACAGGAGGAGGAGGAAGCUGAGUUGAAAAGGAAGACAACAGAUGCUGCUUAUCAGGCCAGACAGAAUGCAAAAAACACACCUAAGCGAGUGCCCAGUGUGACCGUACACUCGCCAUCAGAGUGCAGCUCCCCGAGCCUCGAGUUUUCACCGGUUGACACACUCCAAGGCUUGACGGACGAUUCUGUUUCCACCAAGAAUGGUCUCGGAAUAGCCGGGUUCAUGGCGUUGACUGAGUCCUCUGGACUGGGGAGUGGAGAGGUCAGCCAAGGGUCGCUCCUGGAUGACUCGGCACAAAAGAGGCUCUUGAGCCAGAAAGCCACGCCGCCACCAUCUCCCCUACUAUCCGAGUUACUGAAGAAAGGCAGUCUCUUACCUACAAAUUCUAGGCUGAUCGGGGAUGGUGAUGUUCCAGCUGGUCAUAUGACCGGAGCACAUGACCAACAGCUUGUUCCACCCAAUCUACCUGUUUCCCAAACAGCAGGUACAUAUACACCAGUGUGCACACAAGCUCUAUACACAGCCUAUGGAGGGGAUGUGAUGGUGCGAUCAGUGUCGUCUGGAUGCCAGCCUGUCCCCAGCGGGGGGGAGGCAUCUGGCCUCAGUGAAGAUGACGUCACUGUGUCCUACAUUGGGGAUGAACUGGACCUGAAGACAGUGGGGGACAUCAUCGCCAUCAUCGAGGACAAGGGGGAUGAGAACACUGAGGCUUUGGAUGCUGCUGCAGUGGAGGCUGCUCUGUCCCUGUGUGAGGAAAAUGGCCACGGUCUGUCUAGCGCCUGGGAAGCUGGGCCUUUCAAGCCUCACGAGUCUGAGCCUGUACUGUCCGCUGGAGUCCCACGACCCUCAUCGCUACACAGUGGCCUGGUGGGGAAGAAAGAAGGGGUGUUGGAAAUUCAGGGUGCAACUUUAGCACCACUCUCCACUAUGUGUGAGGGUCAGGAUAACUGUCACCCAGCUUACUCUCUGGCGCUAAGUGGCCCUCCUCCCACCUCCUCGUCCUCAUGCAUCUCUGUGAUGCCGGAGCGCUCUCAAGCUGGAGCCACUCUGCAACCCCAGGCUACAGAAGAGACUGGACCAGAGCGGCACCAGAAGAGCCGGACUUCUCCGGAUGCUACCAUUAAGUGCGAGAAUGACAACUGGACACAGCAAGGAGCUGAUAAUCCCCAUGAAGACUCAGUAUUAGAAGAUAGCCCACUGACAGAAAGGCACCCCAAGGAGAUAAAGGUGGAGGACGGGGUAAGUGAUGGGGAAGGGGAGAGCGCUUUGGCAGCUAAAGUGAUCAUGGAGGACAACCGGCCAGGGGUGUGUGGAGGAGAGGAGGAGGGGGACGGGGCAGAGGCAUUCCUGUCAGAGCCUGAAGCAGAGACUGAACUGGAACCACCAGCCAGUGAGAGUGAAGAUGGAUGCAGCUUGCACACGGCCUCAUCAUCUCUGCAGCUACAUACCACUGCAGACUCUAUCCCCAGCAGCCCCGCCUCAUCCCAGUUUUCUGCCUGCAGUGAGGACCAGGAAGCUAUACAAGCUCAGAAGAUCUGGAAGAAAGCCAUUAUGUUGGUGUGGCGUGCAGCGGCCAAUCACAGGUACGCAAAUGUGUUCCUUCAGCCAGUAACAGAUGACAUUGCACCUGGCUACCACAGUAUUGUGCACAGGCCAAUGGAUCUGUCCACCAUAAAAAAGAACAUCGAGACUGGUUUGGUGCGAACCACAGCCGAGUUCCAGAGGGACAUAAUGCUGAUGUUUCAGAACGCUGUCAUGUACAACAGUUUGGACCAUGACGUUUUCCACAUGGCACUGGAGAUGCAGCGUGACGUCCUGGAGCAAAUCCAGCAGUUCCUAGCCACCCAGCUCAUCAUGCAGACGUCCGAGUCGGGCAUCAGCGCCAAGAGCCUGAGGGGCCGCGAGAGCACCCGCAAACAAGACUCCACAGACAAGGACACUGUUUCCAUGGCUUCUCCUGCCUUCCUUCUUUCUCUUUUUGAUGGCGGCACCAGAGGGCGCCGUUGUGCUAUUGAAGCCGACCUCAAGAUGAAGAAAUGA
Lampris incognitus (smalleye Pacific opah) is the source of this 2531-nucleotide messenger RNA. It is a transcript of the gene brd8a, whose product is annotated as bromodomain containing 8a. Gene Ontology annotation, cellular component: NuA4 histone acetyltransferase complex. The record is from RefSeq and is a predicted model, not a curated record. The coding region runs from base 45 to 2531 and encodes 828 amino acids. NCBI's taxonomy places the organism in Eukaryota, Metazoa, Chordata, Actinopteri, Lampriformes, Lampridae. The transcript is spliced from 19 exons. Gene Ontology annotation, molecular function: protein binding.